This is a messenger RNA of Paramuricea clavata, 3916 nucleotides long. NCBI's taxonomy places the organism in Eukaryota, Metazoa, Cnidaria, Anthozoa, Malacalcyonacea, Plexauridae. The record is from the annotation of a GenBank genome assembly.
GCAUUGCAAAAUUAAAGGUGAUGCAAAACGAUAUGAUAUUAUCAUAUUUUUGCGACUAAAACUCUGUUAAAAGGCAUUGUAAAACGCAAGUAACUCGGUACGUUGUUAGGUGAGUACCGUGCUGCCUAUUACUUUUGCAUUUGUAGACAAAAACGUUUAGAUUUUGUAGUUUUGAGACGAAAUAUUAGCCAUAGGUUAUGGCGUCAACAGCGACUGAGAAUGACCAUGUAUUGGCUGAAAGUGCGGAGAAAAAUGACGAGCAUUUGAAAGAAACCGAAGAAAUCGAUGGUCGUAAGCAAAAGAAAAGGAGACGCAGACGAAAACGUGGAAAAAAACACGGAUCCGAAGGUGAUUUUGUAGUAAAGUCAGAGGAACGGACCACAGGUGAGGAAACUUCUACCGUACGGAAUAAAAGCCCCAGUACCAAGAAUUCUGAUUUGAGCUCUGUUGAAAAACAUGAAAAAGAGAAUCCCUUACAAGCUGAGCAAAACAGCGCAGCUGAUGCAAAGCAAAAGACAGAUACUGAACGGCUUAGCACGAUAGCAACAAAAGAGAAAUUGAAAGGGGGCCCUCCGCAAUCCGAGGCAAGCGCUCCUGACAAACAAACAAGCCAUAACAACAAGCACUCCCCAAAUAAAUCUGAUGUCACGAACACUCCAAAUAAUUCGUCCAAACAUAAACAAAGUUGUCAUAGUGAACACAUACCAAGUACACCAGAUACUCACGAAACUGCAGAUCGCAACACACCAAAACAUCAUGGCCGUCAGUACAGAGGAAGAAUACCGAGACAUGGUCAAGAUUAUCAGGGCACACCUCCAAAUCAAACUUCUAAACAGUCAAGUCAUCACAGACAAAACACACCUGGUGAUGACGACAAGCAAAAUUCACCUACAAGACGGUCGAACCAUGAAGGCCCUCAAACUCCAGUAACCGAGGAAGCUGGUCACCAUCGUGAAGGUGGUCAUUCAUCCAAAAAGAAAAAACACAAGAAAAAGAUGAUAUUUGAAGAAUAUUGGAGCAAGGAGAAAGUGUCGGCUGCCCUGAAAAGAGGUGAAGUUCACAAGGGAAACUUGCGGAUAAGUGCUAAAAAUUAUGAAAUGGCAUGGGUUAGCUUACGAGAGUUUAAAAGAGACAUUACAAUUUUGGGUAUGGUGCCGAGGAACAGAGCACUUGAUGGUGAUGUAGUUGCCCUCGAGAUUUUACCAAAGGAGAAUUGGAAAAUCAUGCAUGACGAAAUGAAGUAUCAUGAGGAUCUGGUAGAAGAUACUGGGGAAAAGUUAACCAAUCUACAUCUUACUUCCGAAGAAGAAAAUAACGGCAAUGGGGAGAAAAGUGGCAGUACCCUCCCUGGUUCUCCCAAAAGUCCUGGCGAGAAACGUAAGAUUGAUGUUAAUGAAGUACCUGAACAAUAUCUUCAGAGGACUGCCAAAGUUGUUUAUAUCAUCGAGAAGAAACAUCCAAGAAUUGCAUGUGGUUACUUGAGACCGAUGAAAGAUCCAAAUGACCCAGAUGGGUUGUUCUCGCCAACCGAUUGUCAGCUACCGAGAUUCAGAAUAGCGCACAGCGAUUGUCCGCCAGGGUUCUUCAACCGCCCACAAGAUUUUGCAACAACCUUGAUGAUUGUUCGUUUGACCGAAUGGCAUCGAGAAGCUCCUCUGGAUUCCUGUUUGGCCAAAGGUGUUUUCGCAAGGAGUCUUGGAGAGGCUGGUGAAAUUGAACCAGAGACGGACAGUAUCUUGUUGAUAAAUGAUAUAGACUCUAGUCCAUUUUCUCAAGAAGUCUUAGAUUGCCUACCAAAAGAUUUACCAUGGAAGAUCCCUCAGGAAGAACUCGAAUCUCGCCGUGAUUUUCGAGACGUUUGUGUGUUUUCGAUAGAUCCGGCUACUGCUCGAGACCUUGAUGAUGCACUGCACUGCACCAAACUUGACGACGGAACUUUUGAACUUGGCGUUCACAUUGCGGACGUCAGUUUCUUUGUCAAAGAAAACACGGCCCUUGACGAGGUAGCUUCUUCAAGAGCAACUUCGACAUACAUGGUUCAAAAAGUAAUCCCAAUGCUUCCUCGACUGCUAUGUGAAGAACUGUGCAGUCUUAAUCCAAACGAAGACCGUCUUACAUUCUCAGUCGUGUGGAAGAUGGAUGGCAACGGAGUUAUUCAAGACGAGUGGAUGGGAAAAGGGAUCAUACGAUCACGUGUGAAGUUAUCCUACGAGCAUGCGCAAGACAUGAUCGACAAACCCGAGAAGGUGUGGGGAGAAAAAGAACACCCUCCCUUAGCAAGUGGAGCAACGAUUACGGACAUCGUGCAACGUGUUCGUGACCUUCACCAAAUUGCUGCUAAGCUGCGCCAGCAACGUUUUGACAAUGGAACACUGCGACUUGACAAGGCAAAGAUUUCAUUUGAUCUGAAUGGCGAAACUGGCCUCCCACAUGGCUGGCAUCCGUAUGUUCAACGAGAAAGCAACAAAUUGAUUGAAGAAUAUAUGUUGUUAGCCAACAUGGCUGUCGCACGUCGUAUUUACGAAGCGUUUCCCGAUAGAGCGAUGCUACGUUGUCAUCCAAAGCCUGACGCAAGACAACUGGAGGAAGUUAGUGCGUUGUGUAGUUCUUUAGGAAUCAAUUUCUCGCAUGCAUCAUCGAAAGGCAUCCAGGAAACGUUGAACACUUUCCCUCCGAAUUCUCCUGAGCAUUUAGUGCUUUCGCAUCUUUGUAUGAAGCCGAUGAAAGCUGCGAAAUACUUCUGCGCUGCAGCUGCGGAAGGCGAUCCUGAAGAAUUCCUACACUAUGCUCUCAGUGUCCCUCUUUAUACCCAUUUCACAUCACCGAUCCGAAGAUACCCUGAUGUUAUCGUUCAUCGACUUCUUGCCGCGUGUUUAGAGGUCGAACCAUCGCCCGAAUUUGCAUCCGAAGACCUCGACGUAAUCGCAGGACGGUGUAACGAUAAGAAACUUGCCGCAAAGAAAGCAGGGGAGGCAAGUACAGAGUUAUACCUAGGAGCUUUUGUACGAGAGUGUGGGCCUCUAACCGAAGAUGGCAUUGUCGUCCAUGUCAUGCACGAAUCGGUCGAUGUCUUAGUGCGUGAAUUUGGCAUCAUAAAGAGGGUCUACUUUAAGUUUUGUGAUGAGGUGAAAUCGUUUGAUUUUCAAGAAGGGCACAAGACGCGUCCAGCUGAAGUAUUGAUAACUUGGAAAGGUCCACAUGAUAAGAGAAAGACGGACGAAGAACAGGAUGCGGAUAGGAAGAAGGGUAGCCACAAAGGCGAGAAGACAUCGAGCAAGGAAGAUAGCCACCAUCAUCAGCAUAGGCGUACCGAUACGCUCAAGAUCUUCACUCGCGUUCGAGUUCUACUAAAGACCGAAAGCGACAAAACGAAGAAUAAAGGUGGACUAAAGUUCUCUGGGGAACUUCUUCAAAACAGUGGGAAGGAAUAACUGUUAGGAAACAACCUGAAAACAUUUUAACAAUCGUUAUUCAAUCAAGAAACAUUUUAAGAUAAUUGUGUGACUAUUAUGACUAUUGCCUGUAUAUGUACUGAUGAACAUGCAUGUCAGGCAAUUACGAAUGUAUGUUGGAACAAAUUAAUUUUGAAUUAGAAUUUAAUGAGCUGCAUAUCGUUUUAUUAAGGAUUGAGACGUUUUUAAAGUACAAAAUAUUUUAAUUGUGUGUAAACUUUGUAGUAACGGUUUUAAACCGUAGUAUAUACCUUAAUGAAGCGACGUUUUCGAAUUGUUUGAAUUGCAAAUGUGGUAAAAGCGUCAUUGAAUAUCUUUUAACUAUAUCUCUAAAGAAGGCAUACAAAAAGUCAGUUACGUUGAUUAUAUAAAGCACAUUUCGUUAUAAUCUCAGCGGAAAAUGUCGCUUGCUUAAGAUAUUUCUAAUAAGGUUUUUUCACUGUUGUAGUAAAAUUUGUUGGAUG